This is a messenger RNA of Acyrthosiphon pisum (pea aphid), 499 nucleotides long. Its product is annotated as POU domain, class 4, transcription factor 1-like. The coding region runs from base 82 to 474 and encodes 130 amino acids. The record is from RefSeq and is a predicted model, not a curated record. The transcript is spliced from 2 exons. Lineage: Eukaryota; Metazoa; Arthropoda; Insecta; Hemiptera; Aphididae. Gene Ontology annotation, molecular function: nucleic acid binding; zinc ion binding.
UAUGAAUAGUGACGGACAUUUAUAACUGAUGGUUAGGAUGAAUAAUAUAAACUUUAUGCUUAAAAUAUAACUUUUGUUUAGAUGGCUACCUAUAUAUAUCAUUAUGGUGGCGGUGGCGGCGGUGGAAAGAGGCGUCGUGGCGGCAGUGGAUAUUAUGACGGCUGUGGAGGUCGUGGCGGUCGUGGCGGCGGCGGGAACGCCACAAACAGAAACAAGUGCAUAAAGUGCUACAGGCGUGGCCAUGUUGCUGCUGACUGCUGGUUCAACCAGCAGUCAGCAGCAGCAGAAGCCUCCAAAGAGGACAUUGCUGCAAAAACAGCCAGAGCAGCUGCAGCAGCAGUUGCUCUGGCAGACAAGCUGGCUGCUGAAGCUGCCGAAGCAGCAGCAUCGGCAGAAGCAGGAGGCGGAAGAGGAAGUGUAUCUGAAGUGACUGAAGAUCCGGGAACAAACCAAAAAAAUAAUGAUACCUACUGAAAAUAAAAAAAAUUUUUAUUUUAAA